Molecule: messenger RNA, 676 nt
Organism: Dicentrarchus labrax (European seabass)
Lineage: Eukaryota; Metazoa; Chordata; Actinopteri; Moronidae
Gene: apoc2
Product: apolipoprotein C-II
Exons: 4
Coding region: 120-416 (98 amino acids)
Biological process (GO): lipid transport; lipid metabolic process
Cellular component (GO): chylomicron
Molecular function (GO): enzyme activator activity
Source: RefSeq, a predicted model, not a curated record
CUCUGGGAGCGACAAGUCAACACAUCGCUCCUAUAUAAACAGGUUGGGCCAGCGGUGCCUCUUACUCAGUUUUCUUCAUCACAGUCAUUCCUGGAGAGGAAUACAACGGGAGUAACACAAUGAAUAAGCUGCUGGUCAUUACUGUGCUUGUUGCAUUCCUUGCUCUCAGCGCUGAAAGCUUCCGCGUGCCGAGGCAGGCUGAAGAUGAAGAGGGGACCCUGGCCAAGAUCACGGGUACCUUCAGGUCCUACUAUGACGGUGCUGUCAACACUGCGAGUGGAUACCUGGAAAGCAUUAAGGGCCUGAAGCUGGAGGAGAAAGCAAAGAAUCUUUACACUGAUACUACCACAGUUGUGAGCACCUACGCUGGCAUUCUGAACGACCAGAUUUACCACAUCUUUUACUCCCCGCAGUAAACAAAAACUGAUUUCCAAUUACCUCAGCUACCUUUUCUGACAGAGUAAGAACUUUCAAGCUCCACACGAAAGGCCCAAACGUCAUUUGACAUUGUGAACUCAGUCGUAUCUCACCACAACCAAGCCUCAAAGCCUCAAACAGCAUCCUCAAAAAUACUGGACCCAGAGCUCCUUGCGACGCUUUCUCGGACCACCACACUGGUGGUAAAUGAUGAUAACCACCCAAAGGGGACUGUAAUCCUUUGAAAAAAAAACAACAA